AUUUUCCAUAUCCCCAAAGGGGACUGGAGCCGGAUUACCCGACCUCCUUUGCAAUACUCAAUAAAUAACAACACCAGAAGAAAUAUCUCAUAUCACUUCAUGCCAGGUCUUGUUGUGGGGUUAAAAAAAGGCCUUGAACGCAGAUAUUGAAGUGUGAGAAACACCCUUCUUGAAACUGCAGUGUGGAAAUAAGCUCUUCGCCAAGGUCUUUCAGAUCGACUCUUCGAAGGGUUAGUGAGAACACGGUGGAAGCCUUUCUCCGCAAGCGAUGAACAGCUGAAUUUCCCGUGAAGCUAACAUGGAGCAAAUAGAAGAGCCACAAUGGAUCUACUCGUUUGCUGACAGUUCCAGAUUGCUGACCAUUGUUAUUUCAAUUUUCCUGAUCGUGUACGGCAGCUUCAGGGCCUUAGGAUUGGAUGCAACAUUUAGUGGGUCAGAAGAUCCAGAUGAAGAGCAGACAAACCAAAAUGAUUCGCCUUUUGCGAGACUAAUGGAUGGGUUUCAAACCAUCAACACAGCUCAAGCUGUGUUUCUUCCUGUUGGUGCCUCAUUCUCACUCCUAGUGAUGUUCUUCUUCUUUGAUACACUUCAGUUUUUCUUUGCACUUUGUACUGCUGUUUUAGCUAUGGUGGCUUUCUCUUUUGUUCUCCUACCCAUUUGCCAGUUUCUUACAAGACCUUGCUUUAGUAGUAAUAAUCAAAAAAUCAACUUAGGCUUCUGUGGCCGAUUCACACCAGCAGAGGCCAUGUCACUUGUAUGUUCAGCAGCAUUAGUUAUGGUUUGGAUUGUCACUGGACACUGGGUGCUGAUGGAUGCCCUAGCUAUGGGACUGUGUAUUUCCAUGAUUGCCUAUAUCCGUUUACCAAGCCUUAAAGUCUCAACUUUGCUGUUAAUUGGCCUUUUAGUGUAUGAUGUGUUUUGGGUAUUCUUUUCAAGUUACAUAUUUAAAGCUAAUGUUAUGGUUCAAGUGGCCACACAGCAAGCAUCUAACCCUGUCUCGAUUAUGGCAAAUAAAUUGAAAAUGAAUUCCAUGGGAAAUAUCUCUCCUCAAAUAUCUCUUCCAGGAAAAUUGGUUUUUCCAAGCAUGCAAGACAGAGGCAGAUUUUCUAUGUUAGGGCUUGGAGAUAUAGUCAUGCCAGGACUUCUCCUAUGUUUUGUUCUGAGAUACGAUAGGUACAAGAAACAAGCAGCAGUAGCAGCUGAUACUGAACAAUCCAAGAUAACUUAUUUUCAUUGCUCUCUUAUUGGAUAUAUUGUAGGAUUAGUGACAGCCACUGUUGCAUCCGAGGUGUACAAAGCCGCCCAACCAGCGCUACUGUACCUUGUACCGUUUACGCUUCUACCCAUCCUAGUCAUGGCUUAUUUGAAGGGUGAUUUACGAAAAAUGUGGCAAGAUCCCUUUGUAGCGGCUGGUGCUAAAUUGAAGUUUUUGGAUGUAUGACACA
Messenger RNA from Orbicella faveolata, 1445 nucleotides. Its product is annotated as signal peptide peptidase-like 3. Gene Ontology annotation, molecular function: aspartic endopeptidase activity, intramembrane cleaving. The record is from RefSeq and is a predicted model, not a curated record. Gene Ontology annotation, cellular component: lumenal side of endoplasmic reticulum membrane; Golgi-associated vesicle membrane; cytoplasmic side of endoplasmic reticulum membrane. Gene Ontology annotation, biological process: membrane protein proteolysis. Lineage: Eukaryota; Metazoa; Cnidaria; Anthozoa; Scleractinia; Merulinidae.